Molecule: messenger RNA, 549 nt
Organism: Punctularia strigosozonata HHB-11173 SS5
Lineage: Eukaryota; Fungi; Basidiomycota; Agaricomycetes; Corticiales; Punctulariaceae
Exons: 4
Coding region: 38-475 (145 amino acids)
Biological process (GO): endoplasmic reticulum to Golgi vesicle-mediated transport
Source: RefSeq, a predicted model, not a curated record
GCGGCAAAGUUAACCGCCAGCCUUGUCAACUACUCCCAUGUCCCAGCGAUUUCGAGUGAACAACGGCGCCGGGUCGCUGCGUGACCGGACGAGCCUUCUUGGCACCAAUGCUGCCUAUGGCUUCACACCUCCGUCUUCUGGGCGCUCCUCUCCGUACCCAGAGCCGGGAUCUCUAGCGGGACACCGAUAUGCCGACGACCUAGAAGGUCAGAACGACGAGCAGGUGAACGCUCUCACAGCGAAAGUCAAGCUAUUGAAGGAUAUCACGGUGGGUAUCGGGAAGGAGGUUCGGGAGUCUACGAUACAACUGAGCCAAAUGAACGACGCCUUUGCGGAGACGUCAGGCAUUCUGUCGGGAACCUUCCGGAGGAUGAACAACAUGGCAGAACGACAGGGAUGCCGGUGGUUAUGGUACAUCGUCUUCCUGGUGUUUGUAUUUUGGUUCUUCCUUGUGGUGUGGUGGUUUCGGCGAUGAUGCCGAACCUUCGCCGGUCCCUUCUUUACCAUAUGUUUCCACUAGUGUCGUUGUCUAUAUGUUAUCAACACCCG